Messenger RNA from Eublepharis macularius, 3932 nucleotides. RefSeq names its product interleukin 6 receptor (gene IL6R). Gene Ontology annotation, molecular function: cytokine receptor activity; protein binding. Bases 139 to 1524 code for a protein of 461 amino acids. Gene Ontology annotation, cellular component: membrane; external side of plasma membrane. Lineage: Eukaryota; Metazoa; Chordata; Lepidosauria; Squamata; Eublepharidae. Gene Ontology annotation, biological process: cytokine-mediated signaling pathway. The transcript has 10 exons. The record is from RefSeq and is a predicted model, not a curated record.
CCCUUUGCUCAGAACAGUUCCUCUAAUGCUCCUUUACUGCUCGGAGGGACAGAAACCGAUGCCAAGGGGCAAAGGAGACUGGCAGUGCCCGGCGAGCCUGGCUGGAACCCGGGGGCAACCUGGCCUUUCUUUGGCACUAUGUGGCUGGCUGGUGCCGCCUUGAUAUCUGGUCUGAUCGUUGUCAUAGCGGGCUUGGUAGAGCCUGAGCCACUGUGCCCGCAGCCAGCUAUCUCACCUGAUGCAGUCGUCAGUCCGCCAGGUACAAAUGUUACUCUGCCUUGCCUAGAGGGGGAGCUAGAGAACACCACUUUUGUGUACUGGAGGUUAGAUGGACGGAAUAUAAGUUUGUACCGUGGAAAGCAGGUGGUGGCAGGCUCCCAUCUUUUCCUGUCAUCGGUAUAUUACGACGACUCUGGCUGGUACAGUUGCCACGCUGGCGGCCAUGUCCUCCGCUCUGUGCGCCUGCUGGUUGAAGAGCUUCCUGAGGUGCCGAAUUUCACCUGCUUCCGCAGAAGCUUCACCAAGGAUAUUCUGUGUGAGUGGAAACCAUCCCGCCAGGUGUCUCCUCGCACCAAAGCCAAACUGUGGGUAGCAAAAGGUUUCACGCAAGGGAACCGUACAGAACAGCAAUGCCGCUAUUACAGUAAAUCCCAGAAAUUUUCUUGCCGCAUUGUGGUGACUCACCAAGAUGAUGACAUCUCCCUGCUGGUGACUAUGUGUGUCGUAAACACCGCGGGCACUGCUACGAGUGACCACAAAUACCUCAGGACCAGCAGUCUAGUGAAGCCAGAUCCACCAGAGAAUGUCAUCGUGGCGGCUGUGGAGAACGCCCCUCGCCAACUUCUUGUGACCUGGCGUUACCCAUCCUCAUGGGGCUCCAAGAUCUACCAUCUUCGGUUUCAGCUCCGAUACCGGGCUGAUGUUUUGCAGACAUACUCGGAGGUUGAGCUUCCGUUGGAGGUAACUUCCCACAUCAUCCAAGAUGCCUUGAAAAACUUCCUCCACAGGGUUCAAGUGCGAGCCCGGGAAGAAUUUGACUUUGGAACCUGGAGUGAAUGGAGCCGCGAAAGUACCGGGACCCCCUGGACAGAACCCCCGGAGCCCAAGCCAGAAACCGUUUCAAACAUUUCCAAGCUCCCUGCUGAUUAUAACUUUGUUAGCCCGGAUUUGUCCACGACUUCGGAGUUCCCCAUCGACCUGGAAAAGCCAUCUGCUGCCAUGGGCGUGGCUCUUCAUACAUUCCUCAUCCCGGCGAUAACUGCGAUCUUGGUCCUCGCCCUGGUUGUUGGCAUUGUCAUCAGGUACCGGAAAAAGUGGCGGAUGCUGCCUUUGGGAGAGGGGAAGCCCAAGACCAUACCGACGUAUUCCCUGGCUCCUCUAGCUUCUGAGCCCCCUCUGAGUGCAUCUCCACUCCUGUCCCCUCCUGCUUCGCCCUUGAGCGAGAGUUCUGUGGACAGCCCCAGAAUCCUGGAAAACAGCCCGUACGACAUUUCUAACGCAGACUACUUCUUACUGCCCAGGUAGCUGGCAGGCAUUGGCUUAGACGAUAUCAAAUACCGCAAUGUCUCCAGGCUGGACUUCGGGCGUGGGUGGCAUUUCACACCGGAGAAAUGGAACAUAACACCGGCCCCCCUGUCUGGAAAGCAUAGGUGCUAACACCCUAUGCAUAGGUGCUAACACUUGGAUUUUGCCUUUGUUGAUUCUGUCUCAUGGAAAUCCAUGCUACUGAGCUGGGCUGGCCUCCUCCAUCCAAAAUCGUCACCUUUCAGUAAUCUGGAAGGUAGUUGCAGAAAGCUUGGUUUUUUGGUCCUCAGAAGAUACUGAAUGUCUUUGGACCCAAUUCCUACCACCUCCCUGUUGGAUGGGGUAACACAAAGGUUCUGUCUAAUAUGAUGUUUUCUCGCUCACCGUGGCUUGCCGGAGAAAAUGAUUAGAGACGCUACAAAACUGUUCCUUUCAGGGACACUUGUAGGAUUUUUCCAGACACGGAGACCUAAAAUGUUUUGGAUGUUGUCUUGGGAAGCUCGUGCCAUGACGUUAGGGAGGUAGUCAUCCGCACUACGAGGAAACAGUGUUGUUGAGACUGCAGCCGGUGACCGUGGGUAUCCAGAAAGCAGCACUGGGGUUUUCAUAAGCUAAUGAAGAGGCUCCAGAAACAGUCUCCCAUAAUGCACUGUGAAUGGCAGCAGCCACAACGCUGUGCCCUUGAAUGCAAAACAAAAACUAAACAACCCUCUGCCAAUGGCAUCCUCGCAUUGUAUCUCCUCCCCGCACAACUCUUGCGUUACGCAACACAUGCUCAGUCUUGCUGAGCUGUGAAACGAGAUUUUGCAGGAAACUCGCUCUCCAGUGACACAUCGGUUUACCCAACAUGCUUUGCGUCACAAGGGUGGGGAAUUCUUGCCACGAUGCAUUCAACGUGUGGUUGCCAAGAAAUGGAACUGUGGAGAACUUUGUUGUUCACUGAAGUUAUGAAACCCCGGGGUUACGCAGGCCCUUCGCUGCAGAACUGACUUUUUCCAUAAGACAGAACGUGAGACCAUUCUUUCUCUCUCCCCCUCCCGUUUUUCUUUUGGGUGCUAAAUUGAUAACAUUGAGCAAAAUUUGCUGCUUGGACGGAACGUGACUGGGUAAGGUGUCGCCCACGUAGGAGACAGUGAUGAAGCAGGGAGCAGGGGAGGUUAAAAGACACACGUUGCUUUCUGGGGAAGGCCGGACAGAGUGCUAAAGGAACUCAUUCAAGACAAACGCCUUGGCAACCCGUCUCUGGGGACAGGCGUGGACAAAUGCCCUUGUGUCCUGUUUAUUUGAGGCAAGAAGGAAAGUUCCCCAGAUGAGCAAACUGGACGCUUUCACAAGCUGAAAGAGCUUUUGCUUUCUUUCUGUCCUUUCUGUUCCACUCUGCCUCAAUUUCUCCUCAGCCUUCCUUCCCUUUUUUAAUUUCUCUAAACCAUUCUCUUGUGUUUCUCUCUCAGGGACUGUGCCUGCCUGUCUGUGUUUCCCCCCCCCCCAGUGGUUUAUCAAAAGUACCCUGUAUUAAGCCAGUGCGGUCUAAGUUGCCAUUCAGCCAUGAAACUCCUUGGAUGACUUUGGACCCGUCAUUCUUUCUCUCAACCGUGCCUACCUCACAAGAGUCAAAUGGAGCGAGGGAGAAGCUCCAUAAAUGUGAUAAAGCCAGUGCUGUAUAGUGGGUAGGGUGUUAGAACCCAGAUUCAAAUCAGCUAUGAAAUUUAUUGAGUGAUCUUGAGGCGGUCACUCUUUUUUAGCCUAACCUACCUCACAGGGUUGUUGUGAGGGCAGAAUAGAGGAGUGGAGAACCAUGUGUGCUUCCUUCGAUGAAUUUAGAAACCGCAUUCAUUGCCACUUUAGGGCUCCUUGGAAACUUCGCCAGGGUUCCUCACAGUUAAAAAUUCAGUCCUGUUAUCAUAUUGGCCACGUGGCAUCUAAUUCGCCAUUUCCCUUUCAUACGCAGCUGUUGUUUGGUUAUCCUCUCAGCUUUUGAGGCCCAAGAGCUUUGCACAUAUGCGUCAGGAUGUGCCCCAGAAAUCUUUGCCAUAUUCAGAGGAUCAGGUUUCUAAUGCGCAAGGGUUCAGCUGUUUGCCUAGGAACUACUAUGUAUUGGCCACAUAAACCUCUGCACAUGACAGAGAAUUCUGAGGUGCAUUUUGGCUCACAUGUGCAGAGCUCUUCGCUCUGCUGUGGACUAUCGCUGUGACACUUAACGAUUAAGAAGGGACCUUAUACACAUUCCCAAAGGACGUCUCAUUGAUUUGUUGAUAAUCCUAUGCAUAUGUAUCUACUUUUUUUUCAGUUGUGCACUCGAACAUGGUUGGUGCACCCUUUUCCCUUCCCAGCUCGAGAGGUUGAUGCUUCAUUUUGCACACUGAACACAAGAAAGUGACAGAAUUCCACCUCAAAUUGCAGGGGGAGCA